Achroia grisella is the source of this 1820-nucleotide messenger RNA. Its product is annotated as dynein regulatory complex subunit 2-like. Gene Ontology annotation, cellular component: axoneme; axonemal dynein complex. Lineage: Eukaryota; Metazoa; Arthropoda; Insecta; Lepidoptera; Pyralidae. The coding region runs from base 79 to 1473 and encodes 464 amino acids. Gene Ontology annotation, biological process: axonemal dynein complex assembly; regulation of cilium movement; cilium-dependent cell motility. The transcript has a single exon. The record is from RefSeq and is a predicted model, not a curated record.
UUCUGACACUCUAUUUAUUACUGACAUAUUAUUAUCUGAUUUUGUACUAAACGUGUUUAUUAUUUUAAUAUAUUUAUAAUGGCAUUAACUAAAGAAGAGAAAAGGGCAAAAAAGGAAGCAAAAAGAUUGGAAAAAUUAAAAGCAGAAGAGGAACUACGGAAAAAACUAAAACGCGAUGAACUCCAACGUGAAAUGGCUGCUCAAGCAUUAAAGAGAGACGAAUUGGAUAGAACCUGGCGUGAACUAAUGCUGAAGAUCAAAGAACCCGUUUUUAGACAGGAUAUUGAAGUUAUGUGGCAUACGUUUGAAAGAGUAUAUGAUAAGAAAGAUUAUUUAAUUAAUCAUACAAUGAAAUUAAUGGAUGUUGCUGAUGAUCAAUUCCAACGAACUGUAGCGAGUUUUUGUGACACCAUUGACACAAUGAUCAAUAAAUUCUUGUGUGAUUUAGAAGACAUGUCUAAAGAAAAUGAACGUAGAACUUCUGGGUUGUUGAAACGGGGCGAAGACGAUACGAUACAGAUUAUGACAGAUCAUAAUACGGCAGAAACACAUUUACAAUUAUUAUUAUACCACGGACGAAAUACGGCUGACACUUUGGCGUGGACAACACGUGGUGAGAAUCUUGUUAAAGAGGACGAGGAACGCGUGAAAUAUGCUAAUGAUAGAGAAAAUCUGCGCUCAUACCUGGAAAAUAAUUACAACACUCUAUGGGAGCAAUAUAAAGCAGUUCUUAAAGCCUAUGUUGUUGAUACAGCUGAUAAUCAAAAGCAGGUGCGUAAAUUACGCCGUAAAGAAAAUUUAAUGGCGGAUAUUAUAGCUUCACAAAGUAAAAAAAUAGCCAGUAGCGAUGGGAUUUUAAAGCGACUGCGAACAGAAUUAGCUGCUUAUGAAUCGGGAACAAAGCAAGCGGUAUUCAGAGACCGUCGUAAUAGACAUAGAGCUGCUUGUUAUCGAUUAAAGCAAUGUCUAAUAAAUGGAUGUAAUACAGAUGUAAAACAAUUGGCAAUCUUAGUAAAACUUUCCGAUAGUUCUAUUGAAUGGCUUGAACAAGCAGCUAAGAAGGGUGAAAAAAUACUUCGGAUGGCCGCACUUUGCAGGAAAUUUGAAACAAGACGGGAAAAAGUUCUUCCAUUUGGAUCAACGUUACCCCAUUCACCAACACAAGCUAAUGUACGCAAACAACAAUUCGACGACUCAUUAGUUGUUAAUGCUAUAUCAAGCACUUGUGGUUUGACCCGUCUUUGGCAGCGCAUCGCAAAAGCGGAGUUAACUAAACGAGCUCUGUUACGUGAAAAAAUGCUACUUCAACAUGAAAAUGCUCUUAUAAUGAAAAAAAUAGAGGAAUACAAAGAGAGAAAAAUAGGCCCAGAAAUACAGAUAUGUAGUUGUAAUAAACAUGGACUAAUAAAAUCAGUAUCACGACCUACUGCUGUUGAUGGUGCUUUAGAAAUUAGUAAAUACAACAAAGGUUAAUCAUAAUCUCAUGAUAUCAAAUUAAUAGUUAUAGUUUUGAGUAUAAAGCUCUAGUUAUCAUGAUGGACUAGAUCAUCAGGUUGAUGUGUCAUAACACAACAGCGCACAGGCACCACCUAUUGCAAGCAAUGACUUGUGCAAGGAAAGAGCUUAUUCCUUUUUAUAAGACCAACAACGUACUUGCAAUUCCCCUGGUGUUGAGCGUGCUCAUGGGCGGCGGUAACCACUUACCAUCAGGUGAGCCGCAUGCUCGUUUGUGCCCUGAGUUAUAAAAAAAAAGAACCUUAAAAGGUGCAAAUGAUUUUUAUAUUGUAUUGCCUUUGUCACUUGCAAGCCAUUUAUUUUAU